ACAAAAUGGCGGGGGAGAAAAAAGAUGGCGGAGAUACAGACUGGAUGUACAAUCAGAACACAGAGAAUAAUAAGGAAGAUUAUCUGCUGGGGAAGGCUAUUGGUAAAAAUUUUGAGAAUGAGGGAACAAUGGGUCAGCUCAAUGCUGUGGAAUACGACUGUGCGCCACCUUCCAUAUUCGCCAGUAAAGCAGAACAUCAGGUUGACCUACAGAGGAAGCUGCUGGAAGACCCUUUGGUAGCGAUAAAGAAGAGAGAGAUGGAAGACAGGAAGAGGUUACUGGAUAACCCGAUGAAGAUGAAAGCCCUGCAGGAGCACAUCGAGGUUCUUAAGAAGGCGAAGAAGGAGAAAAAGAACAAGAAGAAGAAGAAGAAGAAACACCGAGGUAGUGAUAGCGACGACAGUGAUGUAGAUCUGGACCUGAAGCUGCUGCAGAGGUUGCAGAGGAUCGAGGGUAAGGAGGUGGAAAGGGAGAGGGAGAGGUUCAGACAGGAGGAGGAGAGGGGGAAACCUGUAGAAACCAAGUAUACAGAUAUAGAACAGGAACCAGAUACCCCACCUAGAGAUCAACGACAGAAAAAGUUCCAGGAUUUCAGCGAGAGAAGAAAUAAUGAUAAAAGCGAGCGUAGACACUUUAAUGACCGGCGUACACAUGAUGUUAGUGACAGACGAAACCAUGACUUCAGCGAACGACGUAACGAUAACUAUAGUGAUCGACGCCGGAGGGACUUGAACGAGCGGCGUAAUGCUGAUUUUAGCGAAAGACGUAAAAAAUCUGCCAGUCCAGAAAGAAGACUAAGUCCCCCAAGACGUCGCUCUAGAAGUCCUAGAAGAAGAUCCCCAAGUCCCCGCCACAGAUCUCGUAGUAAAGACAAGAGAGUAGCUUCAAGAUCUCCGAAAAGAAGAGCCUCCAGAUCCCCGAAAAGUAAAACAUCAAAAUCCCCAAAAAGAAAAGCGUCAAAAUCUCCCGGUACAGUUGGAGUGAAGAAGGAGAAGGUUGUGGUGAAAAAGGAGAAGCUGGAUGAGGAUGAGAAGGCCAGGAAGCUCAGGGAAAUGAUGGAGAACGCCGCCUGGAGGGAUGAACAGAGGUCCAAGAAGGUUAAAGCGUAUAGAGAUAAGGAGGCCAUGGAGCAGGAUGAAAUAAAGCACUCCCACGACCCUGAGUUCCUGCAGAGACAACUGAAGACUGCUGCUGCCAGCAGCUCUGUGGAGAGCAGAAUCAAAUCCAACAAACAUAAUAUUCAACGAGGGGUUGGGGUUAUGGACAAGAACUUUGCGCGUCGGUAACAUGCAUAGAAACCUACUCCAGUAACGUGCGUAUGAUCUCACUCCUGUAACGUGCUCGGGAUAUUUAUCCAAGUAAAGAAGAGUAAAAAAUGCUUGCUAUCUUGCUAUGAGCAUGUGUAGAUUUGAGAUUUAACUCAACAUUGUUUAAUUUCAGA
Messenger RNA from Eurytemora carolleeae, 1441 nucleotides. Its product is annotated as pre-mRNA-splicing factor CWC25 homolog. The record is from RefSeq and is a predicted model, not a curated record. Bases 6 to 1286 code for a protein of 426 amino acids. The transcript has 7 exons. NCBI's taxonomy places the organism in Eukaryota, Metazoa, Arthropoda, Copepoda, Calanoida, Temoridae. Gene Ontology annotation, biological process: mRNA splicing, via spliceosome. Gene Ontology annotation, cellular component: U2-type spliceosomal complex.